Aspergillus saccharolyticus JOP 1030-1 is the source of this 1194-nucleotide messenger RNA. RefSeq lists its product as uncharacterized. The transcript is spliced from 2 exons. Lineage: Eukaryota; Fungi; Ascomycota; Eurotiomycetes; Eurotiales; Aspergillaceae. The coding region runs from base 1 to 1194 and encodes 397 amino acids. The record is from RefSeq and is a predicted model, not a curated record.
AUGGGCAACCCCGAUGGCCCUCCCCCGUCGUACGAAGAGACCAUCGCCACUGGGCCCGUUACCGGUUCGCAACAACCACUUUCAGCUGCGACCUCAUCUUCCACCAACCGCGAUGCAGAGGACAACCGCAGCGUCAGAAUGGAUCCUGUUCUCAGCGAAGACGCGUCUGCACUGCACGCCUUGAUCUUGCGCCACGCACGAACCCCUCCGCGACCGUAUCUGACCGUCCGCGGCACCCAUACAGAGACCCGCGAGGUAACCGAUAGCGAUCAUGACAGCCACAGCGACAGUCACAGCAACAACAACAAUACCCCUCAUACAUCCACCCGGACCGAAACGGAGACUGUCGUUGACUUCGACUUCAAAAUCGAUCUCCGCAAUUACAUGGUCUGCGACUACGAUGCCGUGCCGGAUUACGAAGACGAGGUCGACACGGACGAGGAUCGCGAUGGCUGGCGGGUGUGCAGUGUCAUCCGCGACGGAGACGGCCAGAAGGCAUAUCGUGGAGGUCGUUGCCGGUCGGAUACCUGGGCCGGUCAUACACAACGACCAGGAUCACACUCGCGCCACGUGGAGGAUGCGUCCGAGGAGGGGGAAAUUGUUGGCCUCGUGGAUGACGCAGGCGAGGUACCCGGGCUGAUGGGCUGGUGUGACCGUUUCUGUCUGGAUCCCGGCCCGGUCAAGUCCUUUCGAUUUACGAGGAGCAUUGUCGGCUUCGACGUAGCCACACUCCGCUCCUUGCUCACCUCCCACCUACGCAACGCUAACUACCAGGGCAGAAUCGACAUUUCUAGCGCCCUGUCCAAUAAGGACCUGACCAUCUACUCGCCCCAUUGGAUCAAUCAGCUUCGCAAUAAUUCCCUCGUUUAUUGGUCCUGCAUUGUCUCGCAGUUGUGGAUCAUCACCUGGCCGGUUAUCUGGUUUCUUGAGCAUCGCUACGAUGUUGUCCGCGCUAUAUGGUACUUCUCUCGCGUCCGCGGUUCGCAGACAGUCUACGCUUGUGGCCGUGAUGAAGCUGCAAUCGCGGAAGAGCUGGCACCGAUCGUCACGCAGGCGGCGCGGGAGCGCCGCACUGAUGGCGGAAUGCUGAGUACACACGAGAUGAACUUGCUUCGGCAGCUGGGGACGGAGAGAAUUGAACGCAUGGUUCUGAUGUCUUGGAAUCGCCUAGGUGACUGGGGCAGAGACUCUUGA